Messenger RNA from Penaeus vannamei (Pacific white shrimp), 366 nucleotides. The record is from RefSeq and is a predicted model, not a curated record. NCBI's taxonomy places the organism in Eukaryota, Metazoa, Arthropoda, Malacostraca, Decapoda, Penaeidae.
AUAGUCUCCGCUGAGUUCGCAGUAAGAACAUAUUCUCAACAUGAAGCUGAUCUCGAUGGCUCUGGCCCUGGUGGUGGCCCUGGCAUGCCUGGUGAGCUGGACCAGUGCCAUGCCUGAGCCUGACCCCGUGGCUGACCCUGAUCCUGGCUACCGACGUUAUGGUGGGUAUGGUGGAUAUGGUGGAUAUGGUGGAUACGGCUACGGAGGUGGAUAUGGAGGAUACGGGGGCUACGGAUACGGAGGAUACCACCGAAGCUAUUACGGAUAAGGAUAUCCUACUUACCACUCUUCACGAAAACAUCCGAAGCAACACUACAAAAUCUUCACUUCCUGUUUUUCUUCUCAAAUAAACUUCAUGAAUCAAUA